CCCUAGUGUCUUUUCCUACCCUAAUUUCAAAAUUUGAAGAAGAGAGGGAGAGGAGUGACUAGUGAGAGAUGCAGCCAGAGAAUCUAUUGCAUCAGAUUCAUCUCCCAACACAGAAGUGCACCGUGGGAUGUCCCUUACUCGAUCGAUGCCUCGGAGGAGGGAUCCCUUGCAACUCCAUCACCGAGCUCGUCGCCGAAAACGGCACCGGCAAGACCCAAUUUUGUCUCCAACUCGUUCUCUAUGCUCAGUUGCCGCCUUCCCGCGGCGGCCUCUCAGCCUCCUCCCUAUACAUCCACACCGAAUACCCUUUCCCUCUCCGUCGCCUUCGACAGCUCUCACGCGCCUUCCGAUCUUCCCACCCCGAUCAUCCCGUCGCCGACCCCUGCGACCGUGUAUUCGUCCAAGGAGUCUAUACCGCCGACGAGUUGGUCGACGCGCUGCCAAAGAUUGAGCUGUUCUUAAUCCAUUCGAAGUCGCGGUUUCCAUUGAGAGUCAUUGUGAUCGAUUCUAUCGCUGCUCUGUUCCGUUCCGAUUUCGACAACACCGGGUUGGACCUCCGGCGAAGAUCGUCUCUGUUCUUCAAGAUUGCCGGCGGGUUGAAGUCGCUAGCGAAGAGGUUCGGGUUGGCGGUGGUGGUGACGAACCAGGUGGUUGAUUUGAUCGAGGGCGGGAAUGGGAAUGGUGUUAGGGUUGGGAAUUUGGGUGUGCUGUACUCGUCGGGUAGGCGCGUGGCCCCCGCGCUGGGUCUGGCGUGGGCGAACUGCGUGAACUCAAGGCUGUUCUUGUCGCGGCACGAUGACGGUGCUGACGUGGAUGGAAGUUGCAGCAAGAGUCGGAGGAGGAUUAGUGUUGUGUUUGCUCCUCAUUUGCCUCAUUCCUCUUCUGAGUUUGUUAUAACAACGGAAGGUGUUUUCGGCCGCUAAACCAUGGCGGACGGCACGGACAACUUUUAAAGUAGCAGCAGCUUUGUAUAGUGUUUUAGUUGCUGUAAUCUCAAUCCAAAUGGGUAAUGAUUAGAAAUACUA
Messenger RNA from Arachis stenosperma, 1025 nucleotides. Its product is annotated as DNA repair protein XRCC3 homolog. Gene Ontology annotation, cellular component: replication fork; Rad51C-XRCC3 complex. The coding region runs from base 69 to 923 and encodes 284 amino acids. The record is from RefSeq and is a predicted model, not a curated record. Gene Ontology annotation, molecular function: ATP-dependent DNA damage sensor activity; four-way junction DNA binding; ATP binding. The transcript has a single exon. Lineage: Eukaryota; Viridiplantae; Streptophyta; Magnoliopsida; Fabales; Fabaceae. Gene Ontology annotation, biological process: double-strand break repair via synthesis-dependent strand annealing; t-circle formation; resolution of mitotic recombination intermediates.